Messenger RNA from Lithohypha guttulata, 1209 nucleotides. RefSeq lists its product as uncharacterized. The coding region runs from base 1 to 1209 and encodes 402 amino acids. The transcript has a single exon. The record is from RefSeq and is a predicted model, not a curated record. NCBI's taxonomy places the organism in Eukaryota, Fungi, Ascomycota, Eurotiomycetes, Chaetothyriales, Trichomeriaceae. Gene Ontology annotation, molecular function: tRNA (cytidine-N3)-methyltransferase activity.
AUGGCACCAGACAGGGGACAAGGCGAUGGAGCGACUGUCGCCCUAUCUGCAGAAGUCGAAGAGUUAUCUAUUACGGACGACAAACCAAGUGAUGCGCAAAGCACCAAGACGAGCCACGAACCUGUCUUGACCACAAUCCCACCACAUCUUUCUCACGAUCCAGCUACGAACGCGAAACGAACAGACCCCUUUCAAUUCGGCCAGCGCUACCUCAACGACCAAGAAGAUGUCUUUGAGUAUAAUGCUUGGGACCAUGUAGACCCUGACGAAGAACACCUGAAAUUUACCGAAGAACAGUACGCCAAACAACGAGCUGCGCCUGUCUCGGACUUCGAUCGCGAAAGGUUCAAUACACAACCGGAGAAGUGGUGGGACUUGUUCUACAAGCAAAAGAGCACUACGUUUUUCAAAGACCGCAAAUGGCUAGUACAAGAAUUUCCGGUGCUAGGCGAUGUGACCAAGGCUGAUGCAGGACGAAAAGUCGUGCUUGAGGUGGGUGCUGGUGCUGGUAAUACUGCAUUUCCUAUCAUGAGGAUUAAUGCCAAUCCAGAACUACAGGUCGUUGCUGCGGACUUCAGCAAACGUGCCGUUGAGACGAUGCGAGAGGCACCAGAUUAUGCUGAAAUCGCAGAAGGAAGAGAUGGACGGCUAGGCAAGAUGAGAGCCGAAGUCUGGGAUGUUGCAGGCGAGUCACUCCCCGAAGGUAUGGAAGAAGAAAGCGCGGAUGUGGUAGUCAUGAUAUUCAUCUUCUCUGCACUAAACCCUAGGCAAUGGCAGCAGGCUGUAAGGAACAUUUUCAGACUGCUGAAACCGGGUGGUGAAGUAUUGUUUCGAGACUAUGGUCGAGGAGACCUGGCUCAGGUACGCUUCAAAACCGGACGCUGGAUGGAGGAGAACUUCUAUGUUAGAGGCGACGGUACACGUGUAUACUUUUUCGAGAAGGACGAGUUACGACGUAUCUGGGCUGGGGACGAUACUGGUGAUAUAAUGGGUGGGUCGGACGAGCGAUCUGACGUGUAUCAGCAUGGAGCCAAGAUUCAGGAACCGAGGAAAAAUGCUGGGGAUGACGGCAUGACCGAUAUGACCUUUCCUCGCUUUGAUAUCCUGAAUUUGGAUAUCGAUCGCAGGUUGAUUGUGAACCGACAACGACGCAUCAAAAUGUAUCGUUGUUGGAUACAAGGGAGGUUCAAGAAACCGCUGCAGUCAUGA